UGUGUUUAUUAUGUACAUUCGCAACGAAUUAGAAUCAAUUCCACAUUCUUUUUUGUUAUAAAAUUAUUUGUUUAGUAUUUAGACAGUUUUAGUUCCUUAUUAAUUGACAUAGCUUAAUUCAAUUGGCAUAACAACAACCGUAGGAAAAUAUGGAAAAUAGUGACAAUAUCGACUCGACGGUGAACAAUUCACGGCCAAAUUCCACAGCUGAUGACAACGAAGAAGAUGAGAAAGAUGUUUGGCUCAAUUUGGUAGGAAUUGCUGCCGAUCCGCCGGAUAGACAUGAAAAAUGCGAAUAUUGCCAUCGUCCACAAGUUGUGUGUUGGUGCCGUCGCCAUUGUCUUUGGUUGAAUUGGAUUGAUUUGCAAAGAUUCAAUACCAUUGGAUGACUUGGAUCCAUCCGAUGGCCUAUUCAAUUUGAUUUUGCUCGAUGGAACAUGGCCACAAGCAAAGGGAAUCUAUGCGACAUCACCUUUGUUGCAUAAAAUGCGUCAGCUUCGAUUGGUUAUG
Sitodiplosis mosellana (orange wheat blossom midge) is the source of this 510-nucleotide messenger RNA. RefSeq lists its product as uncharacterized. The transcript is spliced from 3 exons. The record is from RefSeq and is a predicted model, not a curated record. Lineage: Eukaryota; Metazoa; Arthropoda; Insecta; Diptera; Cecidomyiidae. Bases 150 to 389 code for a protein of 79 amino acids.